UUGAACUGGUACCAAUGGAUGGAGGGCCGAGAGCCUUUCAAAUCGUGGGAAGAGCUUAAGGCAGCCGUAAUCGCAAGAUUCUGGCCGUCGUUCCAAGGAUCUGCACAUGAAGCGUUGGUGGCGCUGAAGCAAAACUCCACCGUGACUGAGUACAGAGAAGAUUUCGAAUCCCAUACGGCACCGGUGAAGGAUUUGGGGAAAGAAUUAUUGAUGGGUGUUUUUGUUAACGGGCUCAAGGAAGAAAUUAGAGCUGAACUGAGAUUGUUAAGGCCCAAGUCCCUUGAGGAUCUGAUUGAGCAGGCCCAUCGUGUGGAGGAAAAAAACUGGGUCAUGGAUAGAUGUCGGCCCAAGCCUUUCAAAACCCAGGGAGCCAAAGAGAGUUAUACCCGAGUGUCCAAUAGCCCAGAUCUGACCCGACCCGACCCGCAUGGUGGUCCAACCCAGCAAGAGUACCCAGUAGCCCCGACUCGACCCGACCCACGUGGUGGCCCAACUCAUCAAAACUAUCAGAAUCCAGCCAAAACGCGUCAUCGCGUGCACCCGAUAGGAGAGAGAGAGCGCCGAAGAAUGGAGUUACGGGUUUCCGAGGAGGUUCAGGGGGAACUUUCCGGCGAUUAUCUGAAGCAGAAAUUCAGUUUAAACGGGAGAGGGGGCUCUGCUUCCGAUGUGACGAGAAGUUCGGGCCUAAUCAUUGCUGCCGAAGUAAAUCCUUACAGAUUUUGUUAGCCUGGGAGGACGAUGCGGCCGAGGAGAGUGAACUUCCACCGGGAAAUGACGAAAUCCCUAACCCAGAAGGUACUGACUUGGCUCUUUCCUUAAAUUCCAUUGUGGGUAUUACGUCCGACAAAACCCUGAAGGUAAAGGGGCAGAUUGGGAAAGCCGAUGUGGUUGUGCUGGUUGACAGUGGGGCGUCACAUAAUUUUAUUUCGCAAGAGUUGAUUGAAAGGCUGGGUAUUGUGGUGGAAAAGGGUAAGCUCUUUGGGGUAAUGGUGGGAAAUGGAGUCACAGUGAAGGGAGAAGGGGUGUGUCGGCAAGUUUCUCUGGAUGUACAGGGGAUUCAGAUUAGACAGGAUUUUUUCCCUUUUGAGUUGGGAGGAGCUGACAUUGUUUUGGGGGUGACAUGGCUAAGUUCCUUAGGGGAUG
Messenger RNA from Pistacia vera, 1143 nucleotides. RefSeq lists its product as uncharacterized. The transcript has a single exon. The record is from RefSeq and is a predicted model, not a curated record. Lineage: Eukaryota; Viridiplantae; Streptophyta; Magnoliopsida; Sapindales; Anacardiaceae. Bases 19 to 726 code for a protein of 235 amino acids.